AUGAAGGGAAUCAGCUCGACAUAUCUGUUCCUCCUCCUAUCAUUACUCUCCACAGUGCUUUCAGAAACACCGCCCAGCAAAAACGCCGUCCGCCUUUCCAAUGUUAAGACUCUCACACUGCGCGCAGACAGGGAAACAUCCCACCGUCGCGUACCUCCAUUACCACAGCUAAAAUGUGUUGGUCCCAAAAAUGUCUGCAAACUCUAUCAAAUCGAUACGAUGCGCUGCACAAACCAAGGCUACGACUACGAUGAAGAGGACAUCCAAUGGAGCUGCACCGCCAAUCUUCCAUCAGAAUUUAAAUUAGGUUCCACAGAUGUGAUCUGUGAGGGCUACAGGAAUGCAAAUGAUAAAUGGAUUCUCAAAGGGAGCUGUGGAGUGGAGUAUCGCCUCUUGUUAACUGAAAAGGGGGAGGAACGAUAUGGACGCUGGCGGGAUGAAUCUGAGAGCAAUACCUCAGGACUCAUAUUCAUGAUCAUUUUCAUCGCUGUUCUCUUCUUUAUAGUCAUUGCCAUAUCAAGAGGCAACAAUCGUGGUGGUGAUCGCGGAAGACGAGGUAAUAGUCGAGGAGGAGGAGGAGGAGGUGGUGGUGGUGGUGGUGGUGGUGGCGAUGAUGACGAUUACCCUCCACCUCCAUACGAUUAUCAGCCUCAAUACUCACAGAGAAAAUCCAGUUCAGGACCAGGGUUCUGGACCGGACUUGCAACUGGAGGCGCUGCCGGAUAUGCGAUGGGUCGGAGUCGGAAUCGAGAUCGACAGACCAGAGCAGGCCCAUAUUAUACAAGACGCAAUGACUAUGAUUAUAGGGAUGACCCAGGCUCUGCUCCAGGGCCAUCGCAGUCUUUCUCCCCUCCUAGGUCAAACACUGGUUUUGGGUCUACUAGACGACGAUGA
Messenger RNA from Talaromyces marneffei, 894 nucleotides. RefSeq lists its product as uncharacterized. Lineage: Eukaryota; Fungi; Ascomycota; Eurotiomycetes; Eurotiales; Trichocomaceae. Gene Ontology annotation, cellular component: endoplasmic reticulum membrane. The transcript has a single exon. The record is from RefSeq and is a predicted model, not a curated record. Bases 1 to 894 code for a protein of 297 amino acids. Gene Ontology annotation, biological process: regulation of store-operated calcium entry.